AUGGCUCAUCUGAAGCUACUCAGCGCCUGUCUGAUUCUGUUUAUCCUGUGUCACACUUUAUCGACCACGUGCCAGUGGACACAGUUUAAACUGGUGGAGCUGAAUAAUAAGUGCAUACAGCUGCUGAAAGAUAUGGGAGGCAACUUUCCGAUUGUGUGCCUUAAAGAGAACAUCAAACUCAAGUUUCCAGAGGGUGUUUAUAGAUUGUCAGGACAUACUCAGGAUGACAUCGCUUUUAUAGCGUACGAGGCACUGAACUACGUUGCAAAAAUAUUCAGUAACAACAUGGAUUCUACCACUUGGAACAAUAAAAAAAUACGGCUCUUCAAAAACUUGUUACAUCGUCAAGUUGAAAAUUUGGAGGAGUGCGUAAGAAGUGAGAUGCCUUUCUCCGGGGAUGGAAGUUUCCCGGCAGCCAAUAUGAUACUGAAGGAAUAUUUUGAGGAACUGGGCACGCUGUUAAAAGAUAAGGGUUGGCGCCUCUGCGCGUGGGAGAUCGUGAGGAAAGAAGUUAGACAUAACCUUGAGCAAUUGAAGAUGUUCCUAGAAAGGAGAGGAAGACAAUGA
This is a messenger RNA of Megalops cyprinoides (Indo-Pacific tarpon), 567 nucleotides long. Its product is annotated as interferon alpha-21-like. The record is from RefSeq and is a predicted model, not a curated record. Gene Ontology annotation, cellular component: extracellular region. Lineage: Eukaryota; Metazoa; Chordata; Actinopteri; Elopiformes; Megalopidae. The coding region runs from base 1 to 567 and encodes 188 amino acids. Gene Ontology annotation, molecular function: cytokine receptor binding. The transcript has 5 exons. Gene Ontology annotation, biological process: defense response.